Molecule: messenger RNA, 3213 nt
Organism: Liolophura sinensis
Lineage: Eukaryota; Metazoa; Mollusca; Polyplacophora; Chitonida; Chitonidae
Product: ATP-binding cassette sub-family C member 5-like
Exons: 23
Coding region: 1-3213 (1070 amino acids)
Biological process (GO): transmembrane transport
Cellular component (GO): membrane
Molecular function (GO): ATP hydrolysis activity; ABC-type transporter activity; ATP binding
Source: RefSeq, a predicted model, not a curated record
AUGACAGACACUGAAAGGAUUGAGCAAGCAGUGGAGGCCAUCCGGAUAUUUUCUGUCGCCCCGUACUUGAUUCUCACCCUUGUCUACCUGGGCAUCGUGGUUGGGCCUGUGUCGUUAGUGCCGUUUGCUGUUUACAUUGUCAAUCUUUGUUUCACGACAGCUAUUGGUAGAACGAUCAGCAAGCUCAGGAAAUAUACAGCGGACAUUACCGAUAAAAGAAUUCAGACCAUGAACGAGAUUCUUAACAAUAUGAAAACACUAAAAAUCAUUUGUCUGGAGAAAGUUUUUUCGAAAACUGUCAAUGAUAUUCGACAUCUUGAGUUGAAAAGCAUCAGGAAACUUUUGGCUCUGACAUCCUUUGCAACUACGUCGAAGGGAAACUUUGAAGUGAUCCUGAAAGUGUUGGCAGUUGUCUCCCUUCUAUUGUGGAAAGGUUGGAUGAGUCAGCCAGAGAUUUUCACCAUAUUUGCAGCUACCUUACCUUUCGGUGUAAUGUUGAUAUUCUUACCCACUUGGGUCAAACAGAUCGCAGAUCUUCAUGUGGCGAUAAAACGGAUUGAGGUACUUCUGCAGAUGGAGGAAUUCGUCCCAGUGAAGGGAUCCUCGCAGGAGAUUCACUGCCGUGACAUUGCAGUCAAGUUAACAUCAGUUCAACUUUACCGCGCUCCUCCUGCGCAUGAAACCACAGGAAAAGCCAAGAUGACAAAAGACAAAGAGUGUAAGAUAGGAUCCGGAGGUGAGAAGGCACGGGAAAUGAGUGGAACGGAACCGGAAGACAUCGCCAAUGACAGAUAUUCGGACAGGAGCACGAUCAGUCAAAAUCCAGCUGGUUCAAAGACUUUAGAAUUCACCAUUAAGAAGUGUCACCGAGAAAGCGGUGAAGUGCUUGUAAAUGGGACAAUUGCUUACGUGCCACAGGCUUCGUGGAUCACUAGCGCCACCUUUCGAGAAAACAUUGUGAUGGGGAACCAAUUUGAUCAGGGGAGGUACGAUCAGGUUCUCAAGGAUUGUUGUUUAAUGAAAGACGUCAGCCUGCUGUCAGAGGGAGACCAGACUGAGAUUGGUGAACGGGGAGUUAACUUAAGUGGUGGACAAAAGCAGAGAGUAAGCCUUGCACGCGCUCUCUAUAGCAACAGAGACAUCUACCUUUUGGACGAUCCGCUGUCUGCGCUUGAUGCCAGUAUUGCUGAUGUGAUCUUCAGGCAAUGCAUUAUGGGACUUUGGAUGAAAGGGAAGACAACUCUAAUUGUCACUCAUCAAGUUCAGCUCCUCUCGCAAUGUGACAACGUUUUGUUUUUUUCUCACACGGAUCCACCCAUUAUGUCAUCCCAUGCCGAGCUGUUGGAGGCUAAUGAGAAAUACACGGCAAUGAUCUCAUCAGCACAACCUGAAAAGAAACCCCAUACAGCCAAACAUCCCAUCAUAGAAGAUUCGAAGCCUAUACAGAUCACGUGGUCCAGCUUUAUGACAUAUGUGGGAUACGCUGGAAGCAGAAUCUGGCUAACCGCCGGGAUCCUAUUGAUCAUCAGUCUUUCAGCCCUAGUCAUCAUGUCUGCACCGGUGUUGACAGCUAUUUGGUUUGAAUUUGUGCCUCAGCCAGAGAACUGCACGGUCAACUGUCAGAUCAUCACCUACCAAGGAGCCAACAUGUACUUGAUGACUAUCCUUCUGCUCAUCCCCCCUGUGUCAUUGUGCUUUACCAUCCUCUCCACCGCCGCCAUUACACUGAUGGCCUGUAAGGCAUCAAGAAAUCUUCAUGCAGAAUUGUUUACACGACUGAUGGGAGGAACACUGACGUUCUUUGAGGAAACUCCCAUCGGUGUCAUCCAGAACUGGUUCUCAUCAGAUGUGGACAUGGUUGAUAACUGUCUUCCAUUUGAUCUGGAGAAGACCGUGAUGCUGUUGUCUCGAAUUGCCAUCUGUCUCAUCGCAUUUGUCGUCAUUUGGCCGUUAGAGGGCGUUCUUAUCCUCAUCUGCAUUUUGCUUAUUUCCGCAAUUGGAGUUGUUAGCUUUAAGGCGCUGAAUCUUCUACAGAAACUCGAAAAAAUGGCGAAAUCUCCAAUCUGCACCUUAGCUUCUUCCACCAUCGAUGGUCUGGCGUCCAUCUCAGUGUACGGAAAAACCCAAAAAUUUCAAAAUGCGUUUUUCGCCCUUGUUGACCGUCACUGCAUCACAAACAUCUGCUCGGCUAGUGUGGGACAAUUUUCCUUCUUCUGGAUCGGGCUUGUGUCUCGGGCACCCCUUGUCUCUGUUGUUGUAGUGCUUACCUUGCUUCCAACCACCUAUCCGGAAUCCGGCCUCCUGUUGAUCCUCUCGAUACUGAUAACGAUGAUUGUGCCGUAUGCCACCCAGAACGUCAACAAAGUCUGUAGCCACGUGGCCUCCGUAGAGAGGAUUCACAGAUUUACUCAGGCAAUACCUCAGGAGAAAACGUCCCACAACAAGCCGGUCAAGUCUUUAGAACAUUGGCCAUUGUUUGGAGAAAUCACCUUUCGGAAUGUGGUUCUACGUUACAAACCAACGAUGACGCCAACACUGAAACACGCGACAUUCCACGUGAAAGCACGAGAAAAGAUAGGAGUAGUCGGUCGAUCAGGGGCUGGGAAAUCAUCGAUCAUCUCCGCGUUGCUAAGACUGGUGGAACUGGAUGAAGGAAGCAUCGUCAUCGAUAACGUAGACAUCUCCAGGAUCGGUCUGUCAGAACUCCGCUCGAAGAUUUUCCUGCUGCCACAAGACCCUGCCAUAUUUAAGGGAACCAUAAGAUCAAAUCUUGAUCCAUUUGAAGAGAAAAGCGAUUUAGAGAUUUGGGAGGCAUUGGCAAUGUGUCAUCUUUUGCACAAGAUCCGUGCACUUCCGAGUGGGUUGUCACACUCCGUCAUGGGAGGUAACUCCACGCUUUCUAUGGGAGAAAAACAACUCGUGGGUCUCACCAGGGCCGUCUUACAACGUUCACAGAUUAUGCUUUUGGAUGAAGCCACGGCGUCUGUGGAUCCGCACACAGAGUCACUGAUACAGGACACACUGCGCACCGUUUUCGCAAGAUCCACCAUGCUGAUUGUUGCUCAUCGCCUCAAGACCGUCAUGCACUGCGACAAAAUCAUGGUGGUCAGCGAAGGACAAGUCAUAGAAUUUGACACACCGAGCAACUUGCUGAAAUACAACUCCCAUUUCAAGAGGCUUUGGGACUCAAGUGAUAACAAGGAUGAUGACUAG